Messenger RNA from Pterocles gutturalis (yellow-throated sandgrouse), 983 nucleotides. RefSeq names its product vacuolar protein sorting 26 homolog B (S. pombe) (gene VPS26B). The transcript has 6 exons. NCBI's taxonomy places the organism in Eukaryota, Metazoa, Chordata, Aves, Pterocliformes, Pteroclidae. Gene Ontology annotation, cellular component: endosome; retromer complex. The record is from RefSeq and is a predicted model, not a curated record. Gene Ontology annotation, biological process: intracellular protein transport; retrograde transport, endosome to Golgi. The annotation marks the transcript as partial.
CUCUUCUACGACGGGGAGACCGUCUCCGGGAGGGUGGUCCUCACCCUCAAGCACCCCAACAAGCGGCUGGAGCAUCAGGGCAUCAAAGUGGAGUUCAUCGGGCAGAUCGAACUCUACUAUGACCGAGGAAACCACCAUGAGUUUGUGUCUCUGGUGAAAGAUCUGGCUCGUCCCGGUGAAUUCACUCAAUCACAGACAUUUGACUUCGAAUUCACGCAUGUGGAAAAACCGUACGAAUCCUACACAGGGCAGAACGUGAAGUUACGGUAUUUCCUCCGAGCGACUGUCAGCCGCAGACUGAACGACGUGGUGAAGGAGAUGGACAUAGUUGUGCACACUCUGAGCACCUACCCAGAGCUCAACUCCUCUAUUAAGAUGGAGGUGGGGAUUGAGGAUUGCCUGCACAUUGAGUUCGAGUAUAACAAGUCCAAGUACCAUUUAAAAGAUGUGAUUGUCGGAAAGAUCUACUUCCUGCUGGUGAGAAUCAAGAUCAAACACAUGGAGAUAGAUAUCAUCAAGAGAGAAACAACAGGGACCGGACCCAACGUGUAUCAUGAGAAUGACACAAUAGCUAAAUACGAGAUCAUGGAUGGGGCACCUGUGAGAGGGGAGUCCAUUCCCAUCAGACUCUUUCUGGCUGGCUACGAGCUGACUCCAACGAUGAGGGACAUCAAUAAGAAGUUCUCAGUGCGUUAUUACCUCAAUCUGGUGCUGAUCGAUGAGGAAGAGAGACGCUACUUCAAACAGCAGGAGGUGGUGCUUUGGCGGAAAGGAGACAUAGUGAGGAAGAGCAUGUCCCACCAAGCAGCCAUCGCCUCGCAGCGGUUUGAGGGGACAUCCUCCCACGCCGAGGCCAAGACCCCCAGCCAGCACAACGGCCGGCAGUGAGAGGCCACGCAGAGGAAGGCUGCUGUGGAGCCAGUGGGGACAGCAGCACGGAGGAAGAAAAAACACUUCAGAGACUUAAUGAAAAUAAAUAUCCG